UCUGCCAGUCUGGUCCGUAGCCACGAUGGACGCAUUACUAUGCCUCUCGCUCGUCCUUCUACUCGGCACGAGGAUACAGGAAAAUAGCGCCCUCCAGUGUUACUGUGACCGCUGCAGCGCCAAUUCCAGCUGCACGACAGAUGGCGUCUGUUUCGUGGCCAUCCGUAAGCUGAGCAGUCGACCCAUCACGGAGCAGCGUCAGUGCAUACACGAAUACGAACUGAUCCCACGAGACCGGCCCUUCAUCUGUGCGCCGUCAGUCAAAGAUGACACCAGCAUUUACCCCAUGUGCUGCACCACGGACUACUGCAACAAAGAGCCCAACAUCGAAAUCCCUGUCCCCACGACGAAGCCUUCUCCUCUGGGCCCCGUGGCCCUUGCAGCGGUGAUCGCGGGCCCCGUGUGUGUGCUCUGCCUGCUGCUUGUUGUGGCCUUUUAUGUGUGUCACAGCCAAAGGGGCCUGGGAGCCGGGGGCGCCGGUGCCCACCAUCACCACCACCACCGAGUGCCCAAUGAAGAGGACCCCUCCAUGGAUCAUCCCUUCAUCACUGUCGGAACAACCCUGAAGGACCUCAUCUAUGAUAUGACCACCUCUGGAUCUGGAUCAGGUCUGCCGCUGCUGGUGCAGAGGACCAUCGCCAGGACCAUCAUCCUCCAGGAGAGCAUUGGUAAAGGGCGUUUCGGGGAGGUGUGGAGGGGCAAGUGGCGUGGUGAGGAGGUGGCAGUGAAGAUCUUUUCAUCCCGGGAGGAGCGCUCCUGGUUCCGCGAGGCUGAGAUCUACCAGACCGUGAUGCUGAGACAUGAGAACAUCCUGGGCUUCAUUGCCGCGGACAACAAAGAUAAUGGGACGUGGACUCAGCUGUGGCUGGUGUCGGACUACCACGAACACGGCUCUCUGUUUGAUUACCUGAAUCGCUACACCGUCACCGUGGAGGGCAUGAUCAAACUGUCGCUGUCCACAGCCAGCGGCCUCGCUCACCUGCACAUGGAGAUAGUCGGCACACAAGGUAAGCCCGCUAUCGCCCACAGAGACCUGAAGUCAAAGAACAUCCUGGUGAAGAAGAACGGGACGUGUUGCAUCGCUGACCUGGGUCUAGCUGUCCGACACGACUCUGCCACCGACACCAUCGACAUCGCUCCAAACCACAGAGUGGGAACCAAAAGGUACAUGGCUCCAGAGGUCCUGGACGACUCCAUAAACAUGAAGCACUUUGAGUCUUUUAAGCGAGCGGACAUCUAUGCCAUGGGUCUGGUCUUCUGGGAGAUCGCCAGCCGCUGUUCUAUGGGAGGCAUCCAUGAGGACUACCAGCUGCCCUACUAUGACCUGGUCCAGUCUGAUCCAUCAGUGGAGGAGAUGAGGAAGGUGGUUUGUGAGCAGAAGCUUCGGCCCAACAUUCCCAACCGCUGGCAGAGCUGUGAGGCUCUGCGUGUGAUGGCCAAGAUAAUGAGGGAGUGUUGGUACGCCAACGGCGCCGCCCGACUCACCGCGCUGCGAAUCAAGAAAACUCUGUCCCAGCUGAGCCAACAGGAGGGAAUCAAGAUGUAGACACACACACACACACACACACAGACACACACACUGACUGGCAUCCAUAUCCUUAGCAUUAAUGCAUUACUAUUGUCAAUAUUAUUCAGCGAGUGUUCGUCCCGUUUAUUUUGAAGGGGCUUGUGCUCUUUUCUUCCUCUGUCAUUUCAUCCAUUUACAAACUGCUGAAUCCUGCACCUGGAACUCAGGAACCAUCCGUGUAUGUUUGUGGCACCAGGCCGACGUGCUCACAUGAACGGAUAAAUAGAUGAAUGGAUGAGGAGUGGGUGUUUCUGCUCAUUUUCUGCCGUGUUACUCUCCUACAUCCAUCUCAUGAAGUCUAUCAGAGGCUACUUAAGACAGCUGGUGUCUCAUCAGGUGAACUGAGGUCCAGACAAGAAGCUGGAAAACAACCCGGGUGCUUGACUCUCAUCUCCUCACAUCUUCAUCACCACCUCUUUAUCAGUGCAUUAGCAUUUCAGUCUGCACUUCAGAGGGUUAAGCUGCUCUCCGGUGGGGAUGCACUUCGCUAGUUUACAUUUUUGAAUAAUUCAGUGAUGAAAGGCUCCAGUUUCCAGACUGUGAGAAAAAUGCAAAGUGUUCAUUUUUAUGGGAUCCAGGCAGCGACCGGAGGCUCAUACAAACGUGACCCAGACGUUCCCAUAAUCAUCUCCAUGUCUUCAAUGUUAGGUUUUAAAACUCAAUACCAUCCAGUGAAUUGAAGCAGAGACAAUUCUCUACGUUUCGAUCAAAACAGUCCCGAUAAGUUAAGUUGUUUUUCUCAAGCAAAUUUAAGCGUUAAAACCAGAUUUGAUGAGAAUAAUAUUGUGAUUUUAGUGGCAUUUCUGUCUUUCCAUGCCUGGAAAUGAAUAUAUUUUUUAUUAUUAUUUGACAUGUGAAAGUUCUCCAGCUGAUGGUUUCAGUGAGUUUUUGCUCUGAAGAUCCGCCUCCACGCUUGUAUCGGCCUCUGUGAUGCUGCUCCAUUCGUCUCCCUGGAGACCGUAAACAAUUACCCGAGCAUUAGUGAUGUGACGGCGUCUGCAGCCCCACUCUGGAGACGUUCUGCAGCAGCAGCACUGAAGCAGGGACCUGGGGCCGUGGGUCAGUGUGUACACUGGCCUGUCGGCUUCACACACACUUACACACACACUUACACACACACACACACACAUCAGCCUCAUGUAGUCAGUUUUGCACCUGUUUUUCAUUUGUUACUGUUGUAUUUCCCCGACUGCCGUCAUGUUGUCAGGGAGGCAGACAGGUCACUUUAAUUUAUUGUUUAGUUUUUGUUCUUUGCUUGUGCUGGCAGGGGAACCUUUUUGCAAAACUAAACUGGACAUAAUGACCUCAUUCAUUGUUGGCAAACAUGCUGCAACAUACAGAAGAGACAUCUGUGUAUUUUCUAUACUCUGCUAAACCAACAACAGCAACAACAACAACAACAACAACAACAACAACAACUAUCAGCUGCCACCAUGCCUUCCAAGCCAGCUGUUACCGGAAAGUGCCAGUGCUUUAAAACCCCGCCUCCUCUCAUGUGGGCUGCCGCGGCGUGUGCGCUGUCACAUGUAUGCAGCUCUGAGCUUGUGCGCGUGUUAUCUCCCUCACCUGGAAGCAGCAAGCUCGUACUAUGCACACAACAGGAUGUAGGGACGGAAGGCGAGAAGGGACGCGCACUGUGCACCGCAGCACCGCAGCACCCACAACCCAGCCGACUCUCUGGUGCCAUUGUUCCUCCAGCCUGCCCCCCCCCGACCACCUCAGCAGCAGCAGCAACUCAUUGUACAGCUUCUCCUCUCAGCGGAUCCAGCACCUCAAACUGUGUUCAGUCAGAAAAAAGCCGCGCUGGAGAAAAGAGACACAAAGACUUGUAAGCAUUACUGUUGUUGCCCUAUAAAUGUAAAUUCAGAUUUGUGUUGUCUCACGUGUUUUGAACAUGCAGCUGCAGCCGUUCAAGUGUUUUCUUCUCUCUGCGAUAAUCAACAAAACAUCAGUGAGGUACAUUCAUUUCAAUAUAGCAAACAGAUAUUUACUAAGCCAUAGGUUUUCCAGGUUGCUCAUCUUUUCUUUUCUUUUCUUUCUUUUUUUGUGGCAAGUGCUUUUUCUUUUUACUACUAGAAUGUACAUUUAUGAGAAAAAGAUGAAAGAAAAAAAAAAGCAUAAAAUAGACAGUUUUGUCAUUUCAGCUUAGCAAGCCUUAAGGGACCAACGCAAAAGAGUCAGGAUCUGCUCUUCACUUUCUUUCCUGUUAUUUUUUAUACAUAUAUAUAUAUAAAUACAUAUCAUAGGAAUCAUUAUAUGUAUAUACAUAUAUAUAAUUGAUUACUAUGGUAAAGGUAGUGUCACAUUUUGAUGUAAAAGACUAAAAAAAAGAAGUAUGUAGCAUCUGAUUUAAGUUUGUUUCAUGUGUUAAAUGUUCAAACAUCUGAACCCACUCUCACUGACUGUGACUGCGAUCCAUCAAAAGCACUUUCUCUCAGUUCACAGGACAAAAACUAAAAGCUUCAUUCAAUACAGUUCAAAGUAUAGAAAGUAUUAAAGAGAAUCUAUCGUUGACACGUCACUAAAUGAUCAGACCGUGCUGAACUGAACUCUAGAAAACCCACCGUUGUUGAUAAUAAGUGCACUUCUGAACCACAGCGGGGUUUACCUGUGUGGUCCAGUCCGGUUGGUUUUUCUGUGCUGCUGCAUCAUCCACCUCGCUGUUCAAGCGGAGGUGAGAGCUGCCGUUGGAUGUAAAUCCCCUCAGAUUACCCAGAUUACCUGAGUCUGAUCAUGCUGUGCCAUGUUGUUCCAGCACGUCGUCAUUCGCUCAGUGUUGCAGCCACAGUUUGUGAGUCGGUCCACGAGCAGCAGCAGCAGCAGCAGCAGCAGCAGUAACAGUAACAGCAGCAGCAGCAGAGCAGCAGAAUCAUGAGGACCAUGUGCUUACUCAGUCCCAAAAUGCAUUCAGCCAUUCUUUGAUUUUUGUGUAGAAAGUUGAGACGAGAGCAAAGACGUCUUUAUGAGUUAGUGAUGGAAAGUUCUCCACGACCUUAAAGCAACUGAUGAUGCAAUAACAACAAAACAAAGUCUCAAUUUUUGUCAAACUGAUUCAAUUUCAGGACAAAGUAUCAAAUGUAUGUCGUGAGUGACGGUGACAGUGACUCAGAGAGAACAUCAAACACAGCAGAUAAUAAUAAGUAACGAGAUGAUAAAGAACCAGAGAAGGAAGAGACUAAUGUCAUUUUACAGGAACAUGUUUGAGAGUUGGUGACACCUAUAGGUGAGACUGCAGAUUGCAACAUCUACACGAUUUCUCCACUAAAAAAAGAAAGAAAUGGCUCCACUGCGCCUCCUGCUGGUCUCGCACCUGCCUGACAACCUUGUAAAUCUGUCAGAUUUGUGUUUCCUCUGACGUGUGCUGAAGAUUUUCCACUGAAGAAAACUCAGUUGGAAUUUCAUUGUUGGUGCAUUUGAAGAAAGAAAUGGGAGGAGUCUGUUGUAAGUGGGAGGAGCAUGGGAAGGCACAGCUGGAUCAGCAGAUGGACAAGUGUUCUGAGGUCUGAGGAUAAAUGAAUAUGGAACAGUGAGUGAUACUGAGAGCCAGUUGUUACUCGAUCGUUUGGGUCAGAAUCUGUGGUGUGAUGGCGGUGCUGCUGUUCUCUAAUCUGGUAGAUUAUUAGACCAAGUGAUAACAGGACCAACAGAACCUGCUUUCACACUGACGGAGUUUUAAGACUGACAUUUUCCAUCUGUCAAAAACCACUGAUGCAGACUUGGUUUAGUCCCUGUAACCUCAGCCGGUCACAGAGUCAGGAGUCAGAGUCGUUACCAUGGUGAAAAGUGCUUGGAAUAAUAACUUUUGAACAUUGAACAGCUGCUGAUUAAACGUGUUGCAUGUGCUGGGCGGGUGAUUGACGGGUAACCACCGGUGUCAUCGUUCCUGUGUCGGUGGGUCGACACACACACACACACACACACACACACACACACACACACACACAGAACGUGAGUUCCACUGGUGACCACACACGUCCAACUCUGUGACAUACAGAUGAGGGUGAACUAAAACAUCCCAUAGCCUUUGAAAUACAUCACUUCCUGUCUAUAUCGCAUCAUCAGUUGCUGCAGGUUUUCGUCAGUGAUGUCGUUGUGUAAUGAAGAAUUCUUCUGUUGUCGGAGUUAUGACAUCAGCAGUGAUGUCAUAACUCCGACCUGUCAUUUGAAGAAUGCAAAGUGGGCAUUGCUGCUACAUUCAGUAGAAAAAGGGUGACAAGACUAUGCUGAAUUUAAUGUUAAAUGUGUGUUAAUCUUUCUGGGGAAAAGUAUUGACCUUUGUAAGCCAUGUGGCUGUGGGCGGCAGGGUUUAGGGUUUAGGGUUUGGGGAGGUUUGUCGGUGGUGUUAAACUCUGAACUUCAACUCUCUAAGAAUCCCUUUAAUUUAGGCCUGUCGUGGGACUGAGACUGUACAGUAUGUGUAUUCCAUUAGCAGUGUCAUUCUCUGGGACAUAAGCAACAGCAAAAGCUCAACUCAACACCUCUGUUAUGCCUCGACUAGAACAACCUUCAUUCUGUCUUAAAGUCACCAGCAGCCUUGUACUUAAGAUGACUUAACUUUCAAACAAGAAAAAAGAAGUGUUUUCUGCAGCACGACUCGCCCUUUGAUUCUCUCUUUUCAUUCCACACAUUUCUCUGAGCUACGAGGGCCACACUUCACUGCAUGAACCGCACAAAUGUUGAUAACGGCCCACACUCACACACGCCAGCGCUUCGCCUUCAGCACUUCUUAAGAUUAGCGACGGAUAGUGAGAGAAAAGAGCUGUUGGAGCUUUUUGGAAAGGUUCAGGUCAAAGUUCAGACAAAUCCAAACGGCCAUUUGGUUUUUCAGAGGUCUCAUCAAGCGUGGGUGAAACUCUCCAAACCAUAGACUUCUGCCAACAACGAAAGUCCUGGUUCUAAUGUGGAUCCUCACUCACAUCUGACCUGUUCAUAAGAAUCCUGAUUUGCCUGAUUUGAGGCAGAAUGAUUCCUUAUAUCUCCUGUAUCUGAUCUGCUUUAUUCAAAUUCUCAUUAAAGACAAACUAACAAACUUCCUAUUGUUGUGGGAAAUGUUACAUAAAUAACAAUGAAAUGAAAAUUGACUUCGUAAUACGUUUUGAAAUGUCGAACUAAAGAAAAACUUUCUAAACUUCAGAAAAAAACACAAAAGAAAAACCUCAGGAGAGAAAACAGAAAAACAGGUGAAACUAAAUAAGCUCCGAGUCGUCGUCGUCAUCGUCGUCGUCGUCGUCGUCGUCGUCGUCUUCUCUGGAAACUCCUGAGUUAUUCUGGGUAUUUACGAGAAGUGGAAACACGUGGAGAGUCUCAAGCGUGUGAGCUGUUAUCACCAUAUUUCUACAACUGUUGCAUCAUUGAACGCGGGGUUCACACACCAACGCUGCUCCAGCUGGUUUGCGUUGGUCGUUCCUUUAAUCGUCUCCAAGUGAACGUGUGAAACCCUGUUUUUCCUCCGUUGAUUGGUUGGUGGUUUUCUUUUUCCUAAACUGUCCUAGCACCUCCUUCCCUCGCCGUGACUCAUGGGUUCAUCCCAGACUGGAGCAGCAGCAGCAGCAGCAGCGCGUCUCGGUCUCGGUCUCGGUCGUUUAGUGACUCAAACUAAAGUGAUGUUAGUGAGUUGGUUGGGUCUGGUUGAAUAUGCAGCCUCGUGGCCCCAACAGCGAGGGAAGACACGAACUAUGCCAGCAGCUCUAGCGCUCCAAACCACGCACUGAGAAAUCCCCACAGCUGUGAAUGUAUCCCACGUCUCAGAGUCAACAACCAGUACGAGCACAACCUGCAGAGCUCAGCCCAAAGGUCAUGGCGGGAACUGUGCGAGCCGCACCGCUCCGUUUCCAUGUCUCUUUCCUCUCGUUAUGCAAAGAGUGGGGCAUUCAUGUCCGCCCACUCAGUCCCACUGGAUCACACAGGUUCCCACGGCCUAACUAUGCCAGGAUGAUCCACACACUGUGAUCAGGUCUUUCACAGACCUGCUGUGUCUCCACUGACCAGAACCAGGUUCCAGUGCAGUCCAGACAGCUGACGCGGAGAGCGGGUUUGAGUCACUAACGGUCCGGCACACGCGCUCCGCUCCAGAGUUUCCUGACGUCGUAAAAGCUUUAUCACGUUUUCUUUGGUGCCUAAGUUUGACAGGACUUGUGUUAACUGUUCACCGCAAACAAAAACACUGCAUGGGAUCGUGUCUGCAUUGAAACCUGCUUUACAGAUGUCUUUAAAAAAGAGAAGCAACAUUAACGUAUUCAAAAGGUCACUUAAUCCAAAAGAAAAUACCUCCUUUUAAAGACCAAUGUGUUUUACCUCACUGUAUAUAUCGAUUCUUGAUUUGUUUACUCCAUGUUUUGCAAUUUAUCUUUCUCUUUUAUUUCUAUGAAAUGCUUAAAAAAGUUGAAGAGAAUAUUUUUGGUUUCUUUUCAAUGGUACUUUUAUUUGUCCAAUGGCAUUGUGUUGUGUUUGUGUUUGUGCCUGAGCAGUAUCUCUGUGUAUGACCUGUGGGUUGUGUUCCGCGUGAGCUGUACAGUCAAAGCGCUUUACAAAUGUCCGGGAAAAAAGAAAAAAAAAAAGAAGAAAAAAAGAAGAAAAAAUGCCUUGUUUGAUAUUUUCUUUUUGUUUAAUGAAAAAAAAAAAGGGUGAGAGUGGAGGUGAAGGGGGAGGAGACGUGAAGCGACGUGACGUGAGGGGAGGGACUGAACACCACCACGACGACAGUUGAUCCCUCCUCUCCCCUCGACCAUGUUGUAUUUCUAAAACAUGUUAUAAUCUUGACUUUUUUAUAUAGUGUGUACAGAUGAACGAGAGAUCAGCAUAGGAACUAGAGGAUUGACACUCGUGUUAACUUCUAACAUAGCUGGAGUAGAAAACGGUGUGAAUAAAGAAACAAGCUUUCACUACAA
Molecule: messenger RNA, 8454 nt
Organism: Solea solea (common sole)
Lineage: Eukaryota; Metazoa; Chordata; Actinopteri; Pleuronectiformes; Soleidae
Gene: tgfbr1b
Product: transforming growth factor, beta receptor 1 b
Exons: 9
Coding region: 26-1546 (506 amino acids)
Biological process (GO): protein phosphorylation; cellular response to growth factor stimulus; transforming growth factor beta receptor signaling pathway
Cellular component (GO): activin receptor complex; plasma membrane
Molecular function (GO): activin receptor activity, type I; activin binding; SMAD binding
Source: RefSeq, a predicted model, not a curated record